AUCUCGGGCCUUGAUUCUUACCAUCGGCCUUACGGCUACCGACAUGGUGAAUUCUGAUCAACUUUUACAGAAAAAAGUCAGAACCUCAUAAUUAUACAGAAACUUGGGAAAAAUCAACAAAAUUCUUAGUAAACCCACCGACUCAAACCCAAAAUCUCGAAUUUCUUCAUCACACUAUCACUCUCACUUCACCAAGAGCACAUAUUUUUAGAUCAAUAAAGAAAACCCAUAACCCAGUUUUUGCAUUUGGAUCAUCCAUUGAAAAGGGUAAAGAUAGAUCAUUUACAAUGGCAGUAGCAGGAAGAGGAGGAAGAGGAGGUGGUUCUGGGUCGGGUUUUCGGAGCAUAAUGUCAUAUCCGAUCUUCGUUUCCAUUAUUGUUUCUCUUCUCUUUCUUGCUGCUCUUAAACUUCUCUUUACCUCUCCUUAUUCUUCUUCUUCUUCUUCUUCUUCUUCUUCUUCAGAUCCAGAGAUGGCAAUGACGGGCAAUGCAUAUAUUCAUACAUCGUUUCUAGCUUUGAAGUCGGAUCCUUUGAAAACAAGGCUUGAUAUGAUUCAUAAACAGGCUCGUGAUCAUAUGAUGCUUGUUAAUGCGUAUGCCGCCUAUGCACGAAAAUUGAAACUCGAUAAUUCACGGCAGCUUAAUAUGUAUGAUGAGUUGGCACAAAAUUUCACCGACAUGUUGUCUAAACCCUCUUACCAUGCUGCUUUGUUUGAGACCGAAGGCGGUGUAGACGAGGAUACCUUGAGGCAAUUUGAGAAGGAAGUGAAGGAUAAGGUGAAGGUUGCAAGAGCGAUGAUUUCCGAAGCUAAAGAGUCAUACGAUAAUCAGUUGAAGAUUCAGAAAUUGAAGGACACCAUAUUUGCAGUUCACGAGCAGCUUCUUAAAGCGAAAAAGAACGGUGCAAUCGCAAGCUACAUUUCUGCAAAGUCAGUACCUAAAAGUUUGCAUUGCCUAGCUAUGAGGCUUGUUGGCGAGAGAAUCGCAAAUCCAGAGAAAUACAAGGACGAAGAACCAAAACCUGAGUUUGAGGACCCGACCCUGUAUCAUUAUGCAAUAUUCUCAGAAAAUGUAAUUGCAGUAUCAGUCGUCGUGAAUUCGCUGGUGAAGAAUGCCAAUGAGCCAUGGAAACAUGUUUUUCAUGUGGUGACAGAUAGGAAAAUCGUUGCAGCAAUGAAGGUUUGGUUUAAGAUGAGACCUGCCGAAGGUGGAGCUCAUGUUGAAGUAAAAGCUGUGCAAGACUUUACGUUUUUGAAGCCGUCAUAUGUGCCAGUGCUUAGACAACUUGAAUUAGCGAAAUCGCAAACACGUGACUCCGAGAAUCAGGCCGAGAACACAACUAAAGAUCUCAAUAGCUUGAAAUUCACAGUUUCUCAGGACUUAUCGAUGCUGAGUCAUCUUCGGUUUUACUUGCCCGAGAUGUAUCCUGACUUGCACCGUAUCGUGCUCUUGGAUGAUGAUGUUGUGGUUCAGAAAGAUUUGACUGAUCUAUGGAAUAUCGAUCUCGAUGGUAAGGUGAAUGGGGCUGUUGAGACAUGCUUCGGGUCUUUCCAUAGGUACUCAAAGUACUUAAACUUUUCUCAUCCUUUGAUUAAGGAGAACUUCAACCCCAAAGCCUGUGCGUGGGCGUAUGGGAUGAACAUAUUUGACAUGGAUGCUUGGAGACGUGAGAAAUGCACGGAGCAGUACCAUUAUUGGCAGAACUUGAACGAAGACGGUACCUUGUGGCAGUCCAGAACACUGCCGGCUGGCCUAGCCACAUUCUACUCGAAAACAAAGUCAUUGGACAAGUCCUGGCAUGUACUUGGACUUGGUUACAAUCCAAGUGUGAGCAUGGAUGAGAUUACUAACGCAGCAGUCAUUCAUUUUAGUGGGAGCAUGAAGCCUUGGCUCGAUAUUGCAAUGAAUCAAUACAAGGAGCGAUGGACAAAGUAUGUCGAUAGUGACAUGGAGUUGAUGCGGAUGUGCAAUUUCGGCUUGUAGAUGUUCACAAUCAUCUUCUUCGAGAGCCAGGUAACUAUAAAGUGUUACAUAGCCAAGGAUUCAUCCGAGUUAAUUCUACACGUCAUAUCAUGUUUGCAAUCCUCGAAGGAAAUUUGGUUAUGCUAACUCCAUUCUUUUUGAAAUUUACAUAUCGGUCUCAAAUAUCGUCUAUUUUUUAUUUCUUUUUGUCUUCCAUAGUUCCAUCAGUCACAAAGGUGCUCCUGUUGGACAAUAGUGAAUCACCCAGGUCUCGUAUUUAUAUACAAGAUGUAAUUGUUUGCCCUACACGCUUCGAGUGACUGAAUUUAGCGAUACGUAGACAAAUUUUCUUAUAUGAAUAUUACAAGCUUGUUCAUAUGCAACUGUUAUACGAUGUUUGGUGUUGUUUUCA
This is a messenger RNA of Amaranthus tricolor (Joseph's coat), 2373 nucleotides long. RefSeq names its product probable galacturonosyltransferase 9. NCBI's taxonomy places the organism in Eukaryota, Viridiplantae, Streptophyta, Magnoliopsida, Caryophyllales, Amaranthaceae. The transcript is spliced from 3 exons. The record is from RefSeq and is a predicted model, not a curated record. Gene Ontology annotation, molecular function: polygalacturonate 4-alpha-galacturonosyltransferase activity. The coding region runs from base 288 to 1982 and encodes 564 amino acids.